AUGGCUUUGUGGCUAUGCUGUCUCCAGCUCCUGGCAUGCUCCAUGGUUGCUGGAAACUGGGUGGAGCUGACGCCGCCUUCAGGUGGUCCGAGACGACUGAGCAGGAUGACAGCAGUUUGGGACACUGUGGAGAAAGGACUGUUCUUGUUCGGAGGCCUCGGGCAAGGGCCUCAAGGAGCCGAUGUUGGAUGGGGCUACCAAAACUACCUUUACUUCUACAGUGUCACCUUGAACCUCUGGAGCAUCAAGUCUAGCGAUGGGGCGCCAGUGCAGCGCCAGUUCCAUACAGCGGUGCUGGAUCCGGUGGAUCGGGUGAUGUACGUGUUUGGAGGACAGAACGAGAGUGUUAACAACAAUGAUGCGCAGUCGACCUUCUCUGACUUAUUUGGCUAUGAUCUGGCUAAUGACACUUGGGCGGAGCUGACUGGAAGCAAGCCACGUUCCAGGCACAGCGCAGUUUGGGACACUGACUCACACCGCAUGAUCGUUUAUGGUGGUAUUUCUGAUGUUCCCUCUGAUAGAUACGAUGACGUGGAGGUGUAUGAUCCAAGCAACGACACCUGGAGCUCCCUUACUGUAGUCGGGGCGAAGCCGCUUUCGCGCUUCGGGCAUGUUGCAGUCUGGGAUUCGGUUUCGAGCGUGAUGCUGAUGUGCUGUGGACGUGGAGGGACGCAGGUUUUCAUUCCAUUUACUAACAUGACAGACUCGACGUACAACGAUUUGUGGAGCUUCUCCGAACAGUAUGGAUGGACACUUUUGGUGGCAUCUGGCAGUCUUACGCAGCGAAGGGGUGCUGGGGCAGUUUGGGAUUCAAGUGCAGGCAAUUUCAUAGGAUUCGGAGGUGAGUAUGCCGGCGUCAUCCAGGCCACGCUGUUCCUCUACUCGAAUGUGAGUGGCUGGAGCGAGUACGCAGUCAGCGGGCCCGGCGGCCGCUACGGGCAUGCAAUGUGCUGGGAUCCUGAUGGAAAGAAAAUCUAUAUAUAUGGAGGGAUAGGUGACAGCGGCACCGUUGAUGAAUUCUGGCGGUUGGACUCAGUUGUAACGUCUACAUCAAGCAGCAUAACCCGCACGACGUCAACUCUGAGUGUGACCUCUAGUAUCACUACUUCAUCCAGCAUGACUCUCAGUUCCACAAGCACAAGCAAAACGUCCAGUCUCACGACAUCCAGUCGCACGACGUCCACCACUGUUUCACGAACUUCCACUUCGACAGUCUCCCUGACAUCCUCGUCGACAACUCAGAGCCUAUCCUCCACCCACACCACCAGCACUUCUGACACGAUUUCCAGCUCCACGACGAGAACCCAAAGUUUUACCUCCACAUCCACGUGGUCCACCACCACAUCGGGGAGCACCUCGCAAACGUUCACCACCACAUCGAGGAGCAGCACCCCGACCACUUCGCAAACUUUAACCACCAAGUCGAGCAGCAGCAGCACCACGACGAGGUCAAUCUCAAGCACCGGCCUCACAAGCUCCGCAACUGUCUCCAGCUCAACAUCAACUAGCAGCAGGAGUGUUACCAUCAAAUCCUCAACUUCGACUUCGACGAGCCUGCAAACUAGUUCCUCAACUUCAAGUUCUACGUCGUCCGCGACAAGUUCAAGUUCGCCCACAACUCUCUCAACAUCAUUCACAACAAGGAGUGAGACAUCCACCGAAACUACGAUCCAGAAUGGUGCUGGAACAAGCAGCACGUCAUCAAGUUCAUCAGCAACGAUGCACACGUCCACAUCUACGCCUGCACCCACUUCAUCUUCUUCGUCAACAUCGUUGACCACCAGCUCGACGUGGGAUGAAACGGUUGACACUGUGGCGGUGAAGCUUACAGAAGUUGAAGAAGCGGAACAACAUACUUUGCAGGGGCUUCUGUCCCUCCUCGAAGAUACGUCGGUGACUUCGAAUGCCUCGAAUGCUUCUAGUGGAGUUCUCGGCUAUAUCUUCGCUGAGGAGGAAGAAGCCGCGGUACAUGCAUGGGCCUUGAGCAGCCCUUCCGUUUCGGACACCCCUCUGGCAUCUGCGCUGACUUUGGAUGCAGACACGGUGGGCCUGGCUGUGCCACUGGAGUCACUGGCACAAGUGGCAGAGCUGGCAGCGGCAGCGGGUGGCGAGCAAGAGGUAGUCCUGCUCACCAUCUCUACUUUUCAGGCCACUUCUGCGCUCAAUGUGAGCCAGAGGGCCCUCGUCGCGGACCCGGUGCGCGUGAACUUCCGAACAGCGGGAGGCCAGCGCCUUCGGGUGCAGGCACUGAGGCAGCCGCUGGAGUUGAGAUUUCAGCAUGUGGCGGUGGCGGCUGGGGAGGGCGGCCGUCAAUUCCAGUGUGCGUUUUGGGACGAGGAGAAUGGCCGCUGGUCAAGAGAUGGCGUUCAGCGUUCGGAGGACACGGAAGCGUUUGUUUGCCUGGCGAACCACUUGACCCUCUUCGGCGUUGUCCUGGAUGCAGUGGCACUGGCCUUCCACUGCUCCACAGCAUCGGACGUUCUCUCGGCAGCCAGCUUCCAGAAUAUGAGCAGGACGCAGUGGCUUGCCUACCCCGCGUCGAUCUUCUCCUUUGUCUUUCUUGGGGUUUGCCUGGCUGCGAUGCUUUGGGGCCUGCGUUUGGAUCGCAAAGCCGCGAGAGCUUUGCCCGAGUCGGAUGUGGAAGCCGUUCUUCUGGUGAACCGCGCUGAGAAGAAGGUGACAUGGGAACCGGAUUGGCAGAAGCACCGCCACAGUGCAUUCUGCUGCUGGUGUCUUGCUAAGGCCUGUGACGGAUUCGCCUGGCUAGUAAGCACUAUCUUCGAGUUCCAGGCCACCGAUUCGCUCGCUGAGUUCACGAAGCCGCAGGAGGCUACUGUGAGCCGAUGCAUAGCUUUGCUUCACUCGCAGAAAGCAGGAGCUGACCGAAAAAGCAUCUCGGCAGUGCUGACAUCGAGCGGCGAGCGAAAGCUCCGUCGUCGGGGUGCUUCGGAGAGUCCGCAGAGCAUGCAGGGGGAGCAGAGCACCACCUCCAAAGCAUCGCAGGCCACUGCGAUGGUCCAGUCUUGGGAUGUACACUCUCAUGGUGUCUGGGCAGUGAACCGGUACCUGUCCGCCUCGUGGUGUCGACGGGUGAUGAUUCUGCUGCCUUGCUUACACCCUUGGGUGAGGCUUGCUCUGCUGAGCCUCUUCAAGUCUCAUACGAUGCGAGCUGCUUUGGUCGUCCUGAAACUUUCUACAUCGGCGUUUGCAAAUGCUCUGUUCUUCACUACUGCAGCACAGACGGCAGACUCCGACGACGAAUGCGCAGAACAAGAGUCGCUGGGUCAGAAGCUCUUGACGGCUACCGUUGUGGGUAUCUCCUCCGCAUGCAUGAGUGAUGUUCUAGUCAUUUGUCUUGCCUUGCUUCAGCGACGCACAGUUCUGAUACGGGAUCUCUGGACAGAGGAGAUGAAGGUCAGGCAAUUACGUCGCUGGCUCCUCAGACGACGACUCUUCUGGUGUGUUUGGACUCUGGCUUUCGUCUUCUCCAUCCUCUACAUAUUGUCCUUCCUUGCCAAUGUGAGUGAAGCAGAUGCUGCAAAGUGGCUGGAAAGCAGUGGGGUCAGUUUUCUGCAAGACCUUUUGCUUAAACCCGCGCUGAUGGCCAUGGGCUAUGCGACGCUGACAACCUUCGUUUUGUGCUGCUCUCCACGUGUGAAAGACGCGAUACUGAAUCAGUGGAUACAAGCAGAUGAGGAUGUCGACGAAAGUGUGGCAGAGGACACCGUUAGCUUGAGCUUUCCUGCUGGAGAUUCGAUUGGUGUGGAUGAGACCGAGUCAGAUCAUGAAGAACUCGUCCAAACAACAUUUCUUGGAGAUUCGGCUGGUUUGGAUGAGACCCAGUCAGCUCAUGAAGAAAUCGUUCAAACAACAUUUUUUGGAGAUUCGGAUGAGACCGAGUCAGUUCAUGAAGAGAUCGUCAAAAAAACAUGGCUUUGA
Messenger RNA from Symbiodinium sp. CCMP2592, 3939 nucleotides. Lineage: Eukaryota; Dinophyceae; Suessiales; Symbiodiniaceae. The record is from the annotation of a GenBank genome assembly.